AUGAGUUAUUUGAGCAAUAUGAAUAACAUGAAUAACAGCACACAACAAUAUAACAACGAGAACAGCGAGAGUCCUUAUGGGGAGGCAAGAAUGAGUGAGCAAUGUUCAUAUCAAAUGAAUAGUCCAUAUAACCCAGCACCAUCGAUACCUAUUAAAUUGUUUGUAAGUUCAAUACCUAAAAAUUUAACAGAAGAAGAUAUAAAAUCUAUUUUUCAGGAAUAUGGAAAUAUACAGGAUGUUGUAUUCAUAAAGGAUAAGAAGCCUAAUGUGAAUAGGUCAAAUGUGUUUGUUCGUAUGGAAUCAAUAUUUUAUGGUCAAAAGGCUAUAAAGGAUUUACAUGGAAAGAGAACUUUAUGUGAAACCUUAGGGCCAUUGAUUGUUAAGUUUGCUAUAGGAGAAUUAGAAAAGUAUGGUGUGAAUAUGAAUAAUGCUAAUGAAAAUGAAGCCAAAUUAUUUGUGGGUUCAUUACCAAAAGAAAUAACAGAAGAAGAAUUAAGAGAAUUAUUUAAUAGAUAUGGAAAUGUUACAGAGGUAUAUAUCAUGAAGAAUAGUAAUGGUAUAAGUAAAAGAUGUGCAUUUGUUAAUUAUGCAUAUAAAGAACAAGGUAUUUUUGCUAUACAAAAUAUGAAUGGGAAAAUAGCUACAGAAAAUGCAGAGAAACCAAUUGAAGUUCGAUUUGCAGAAACAAAAAAUCAGUUACAGGAAAAGCAUUUGUUUAAUAGAUCUUUAAUGAAUCCAUUAAAUAAUAAUAUGAAUAAUAUGAAUAAUAUGGACAAUAUGGACAAUAUGGAUAAUUUUGACAAUAAUAACAAUAAUAAUAAUAAUAAUAAUAAUAAUAGUUCCUAUAUGCAGUCUCAGGCAUUUAAAAAUAUGAAUAUGGAUAAUUUUAAUAGAUAUUCAAUGAAUAUGAAUUUUAACAUGCAAAAUAAUAGCAAUAACCAAAGAAAUAACAAUAACAAUAAUAAUGAUAAUAAUAAUAAUAAUAAUAAUAUUAAUAAUAACAAUAGUAAUGGUAACAAUAAUAAUAAUAAUAAUAAUAGUAGUAGUAGUAAUAAUAAUUCACCUUGGAAACAAUAUUAUUCCAAAGAAGAAGGUAGACCAUAUUAUCAUAAUGAAAUUACAGGAGAAACACAAUGGCAAAAACCUAGAAAAAUCGAACAAAAUUUUAUUAACCCUAUUAAUAUGAAUGAAAUCACAGGUCCUGUAGGUGCGAAUAUUUUUAUUUUCCAUAUACCAAAUGAAUGGAUACAAACCGAUUUAUUAUCUGCAUUCUCUCCUUUUGGUAAUAUUAUAUCAGCCCAUAUUGCCACAGAAAGGGAUACAGGAAGGAACAGAGGAUUUGCAUUCGUAUCUUAUGAUAAUGUUGAUAGUGCUAUCAAUGCUGUUAAAUAUAUGAAUGGUUUCUUAGCUCAUAAAAAGAAAUUAAAAGUUACCAUUAAAAAAGGAGAAGAACAAUAUGUACAAGCAUUAAUAAAUCAAAGAAAUAAAUUAAAUAGUAAUGAUGCAAGAAGAAAUUUUAUGGAGAAUACAACGAACACAUAA
Molecule: messenger RNA, 1542 nt
Organism: Plasmodium reichenowi
Lineage: Eukaryota; Apicomplexa; Aconoidasida; Haemosporida; Plasmodiidae
Product: RNA binding protein Bruno, putative
Exons: 1
Coding region: 1-1542 (513 amino acids)
Biological process (GO): positive regulation of mRNA splicing, via spliceosome
Cellular component (GO): spliceosomal complex
Molecular function (GO): protein binding; RNA binding
Source: RefSeq, a predicted model, not a curated record